AGCAGGGAAUGCAUUGCCAGUUUUCAAUUUACAACAGCCCUCGCGGUCCUUCCCCUCCCAACAACCACCGCGAAGAAAACUCAAGCAGAACCUUCAAAACCCUAAUCCCAAUUUUCGAUCCCAAGAUACCAUUUUGAUCUCACCGCAGUCUCCACGCCAUGGAUUCCUUCGCCGCUGCCACCUCCUUUUCGGGCGAGCAACUUCUCUCCUUCCCCACUCUUUCAAAACGAAAUAUUUUUCCUCAAACGAAAACCCUCCGCUUCCCCCUUCGCCGGACCUUCAACUCUAGGGUUUCCACUGUUUCGUUGGCAAAAGCUUCUUCUUCAGAAUCGAAACCGCUUCUCAUAGCUCGUAGAAUCAAAACAAUCGCCGCAGGGGCCGUCAUUUUUUCCGCCGCCACCGCCGGUUUGUUCUCCGGCAGGAAAUAUCCUGCUCUUGCCGAGCCCCCAACUUCAUCGGUGUCAGUGGAGAGUUCCGAUGUCGACGGCGAGGUACAACUCGAGAACAAGGCCACAAAGCUCGACGAGAUUUCCCCUCUCUCCUCACUCCGUUCUCAGCUGUAUCAGAAGCUGGAGGAAGGGGAGGAUAUGGAGGCUCUCACAAUCCUCCGCCGCCUAAUGUCGGAACAGCCAGCGGAGACCGAGUGGAAAUUCAUGGCGGCGAGGCUCCUGAACGAGAUGGGUUGGUUGGCCGACUCACGGAAGCUGUUGGAGGAAAUCCUUGCUUCCAAUCCCCUCUCUUUCGAAGCUCUCUUCCAGAAUGCUGUUCUGAUGGACCGCUGCGGCGAGGGAGACGCCGUCAUCGAGCGCCUCCAGCGCGCGCUGGAGCUCGCUCAAAUCGAGCACAAGGAAGCCGCAGCUCGUGACGUGCGCCUUAUAAUGGCGCAGAUUCAGUAUCUUCAGAGAAGGGUGGAGGAAGCUCUGUCCACCUACGACGAGCUCGCAAGGGAAGACCCUAAGGACUACCGCCCUUAUUUCUGCCAGGGGGUGAUCUAUACUCUGCUCGAUCGUAACAAGGAGGCCAGGGAGAAGUUUGCCAAGUACAACGAGCUCUCCGAUAAGAAGGGAGAGGUGAAUGCCUACUUGCAGUCGCCAUUGUCGAGGGUCAGACUCUUUGGAACUGGGGAUUCAGAGAUUUAAUGGCUGCAAUUUUUUGUCUUCCAGUUCAAAAUUGGAAUUUUGGAAGAAGAUGAAUAAGUUUCUGGGAGGUGAGGUGAGCUCCCUUGAACCAUAUGAUGAUUUGAAUGCUUUAUAGAGGGGAACUUUCUUGUUGUUACUAAUGUUAUGCAUAUUUACCGUAUGCAUAUGAUGAAAUUUCUGUCUUUUUUAUUUGCAUUUUCAUUUUGGUACUUGUAAUUGUUUCUUUGUUGUGAUGCAAAAUUAAGUCUUUUAUUGUUUGGU
Molecule: messenger RNA, 1400 nt
Organism: Phalaenopsis equestris
Lineage: Eukaryota; Viridiplantae; Streptophyta; Magnoliopsida; Asparagales; Orchidaceae
Product: protein SLOW GREEN 1, chloroplastic
Exons: 2
Coding region: 159-1139 (326 amino acids)
Molecular function (GO): protein binding
Source: RefSeq, a predicted model, not a curated record